AUGAAUCUCAUUAAAAUCAUAAAAUCUAUUAGAAAAGUUUUUAAAGAAAAACUUCACCAUUUUUUCCUCCGCCUUUCAUGUCGUCAGAGGAAUGCUUUGACUGCUGUUGUUUUGACCAUUGCUUGUUGUUUCUCGUUGGCGAUUGUAAACGAUGAGGAGGGGGUGAGAAUAAAAANCUCCCAUCAACGCAGCAGGAAGUGGCACUCAAUAGGACGUGAGUGCCAAGAAACGAUCUUCAAUCUUCACAACGGAGUGAAGAACAGCACAUCGAUAGAUUUGCAUAAUCUAUCGGUGAAAUUUGCAUUGACUAAAGUAGAAGAAAAAGUCAAUGCAAAUAAAAAUGAUUACAAAUUUCUCAACUUGAUUGUUGGGAAAGGUAAUCACAGUCUUGAUGAGCCUGUCAUCAAGAACGCGGUUUUAUGUUAUGCUCAAAAGCAUAACAUAAAACACCAAAUAAAUAAAAAUAAUACAGGAAUAAUUACUUUUAAUUUUUCCUGA
Messenger RNA from Clunio marinus, 498 nucleotides. The record is from the annotation of a GenBank genome assembly. Lineage: Eukaryota; Metazoa; Arthropoda; Insecta; Diptera; Chironomidae.